AUGACGCCUGACGAGGAAGACAGCUACCGCAAGCUCAAGAAAGUGCAGCACGUUCUUGGCCUCUUCGGCAAGUUCGUUGACAUCUCUGUGGCAGAUGAUGCCUGCAUAGUCAAGAAGGUGCCGCACAUAUAGCGGUAAGAGGCCUCACACGGGGACAUGGCGGGAGCGUGUCUGUGUGUACGCAGCGCUCUGUCGAUGUGUGUGUGUGCAGGGCAUGAUGCAGACGGCCUUUGUGGACGCCCGAGAGGUGCCGCCUGUGCUGUCGGAGCUGCUGGAGGCCAACAAGGACUCACUCAAGAAGAUCACCCUGGACAUCAACUACUGCUCACGGACGUCGGCUGCCGGGCCCAUCGUGUUCUCAUCCGCCACACACCUUCACAUCCGUGGCCUUGCAGGUCGUGCCUACAUCAGGUACUUUUGUCAGGGGAGUCAGCGUUGACGCCAUAGCGUAGUCAUUCAUCUCUUAGGACGACGUCUGUGUGUCUGCAGUGAUCUCGGGUGGAGGUUCCCGGCACUCACCACGCUCCAAGUCGGCCACAUCAUCAGUGUGGAUGCUGACUCCUUGGUGCGUCUGCUCGACAAGUCGCCCAAGAUCGAGCGGCUGGGUUUCCGGGUCCGCUUUGAGCAGCUCGGCCGCAUCAUCAGCCAGCUCAAGGACACCCUCAGCCAACACUGGAGCAAAGCAGACAAGAGACGUACGGGACCAGAAGCACCCAAGCAUUUCAUUCAGGGCGGCGAGUGAUCUGUCUGUCUCACCCCUUGCAGAGGUGCCGAAGAAGCUGGGGAUCGUGGUUGAGGACAUUUCGUCGAUCGGUGUGAGAUACGGGCGGGGGAAGGGGGCGGCAGUCGUAGCGGGCGUCAGCGAAUGGGCGGCGGACGUCAACUGCCAAAUUGAGUGCUGGCCAGUCUGCUUGGGCAAGCUGACCAUCUACUGCAGCACGACGGCUGCCACUGCCCCUCCGGCGCCCGACGGCCUAUACGGACAGAUCGCCACGUGGCUGGCGGCCAAUGCGACACAUGUCAGGAAUGGGCCAGACAAGGGAGGGAGACCAUCUGACAGGACCACACCUGCGUGUCUGCUGUGUGUGUCAGGUGAGGGUCAAGUUUGGUGGCACUCCGCUGGACGAGUCGUGGCGUCACAAGCUCAUCUUCCACAAGGCCAAGAAGCUCACUUUCAACAUCAAGCCUGGCGCAAGCGCAUCAGAAGUGGUCGACAGCAUCCCCACAUGGCUGACCGAGAGGCAGGGAGAGGGGCAGCAGUCGACCAGCCGACACUUCCCCGCUGUCGAGCACAUGACGGUUUUCCCUGCCUCGCUGUCCCUGGCUGACGUGCAUGCCGCCCGCAGCAAGCUCAGCCCGCUUUUGGGCGGGCUGACGACUCUCAAGCGUGUCGACAUCACUGAUGUGUCUAGCUUCGCUGCUGCGCAUGAGCUUCUCUGCUGCCUGUCCGUAGAUCAGCUAGACGAGGUCACGGUUGGUGGUCAGUGGGAUGGGCCUGUGGUGUGCGAGUGGCCGGAGGAUGCUCCUGACACACUCUCAGGGAGUGGUCGCUGCCCUCUCAUCCACCACCUGACCUCUGGAAGUUUCGGGUUGAGCAGCAAGGCCGGCGUGAGGGAAUUCAUCAAGCUAGCGUUAGCUCUGCGGCCAGUGAGUGUCCGCUUGGUUGCUGACUUGAAUGAUAGUGAGUUGACGGGGGACAGUUGCACCUCUAGACUGGCGGGCCUCCGCUCGUUCAUGGAGGACUGCCUCAGGCAGGUCGCAGCACACUACACUUUCGACUCAGCAGAUACCAAGUGUGAGUGGUAUCGCCUGACAUUGAAAUUGAGGGCCAAGUGAGGUGCAGGGAGGGCAGGGUAGACAGACUAUCUAUCUGCUAUCCUUUCACAUACCUUAUGUGCGUGCACAGGGGGCAAAGGCACAGGGACCAGUGUGUGUCCGUGUGCGUAUGUGCCUCUGGCCUCGACACUUUUAGCGGAUUUGCCCAUGACCGUGCAUCUGAUGUCAUUGCAUCGGGCGCUCUUGCCUCUUUCGGUCUCUUUCCGUUGUUCUCUGUCCUCGGCCUCUCCCCCUCCCUCGACUGAUCAGCCGACAAACCCCAGCAGCAGUGAGGCUCAGUGAGUCGGUUGUUUUCGGUCGGUUGGGUGAGGGAGGGCAGAAGGCGAAGACGAGAGAGAGCGGCACAUGACAUAGUAAGCAGACUGACAUGGUAUGGAUGGAUGGAUGGAUGAAGUGUGUUCGCCUGAGCAUGGUGGUGGACUCUGACCCU
This is a messenger RNA of Vitrella brassicaformis, 2266 nucleotides long. Lineage: Eukaryota; Vitrellaceae. The record is from the annotation of a GenBank genome assembly.